UCAAAUAAUAUUGAUCCCAAUUUAAUGAUGAAAAGUUACAUGAAAUUUGUUGGGUGGUGGAACCCAAUAGAUAAAUUGUUCGUUUAAUCUAAUUCGAUCCGACUAAAUUGAAAAAAAUGGACAUAGGCAGUUCAGAUGAUGAUGAUGUCAUCACUGAUGCCACCACAUUGGACAGGUUACCCUUGGAGGUGUUGGAACCCAUCGUGAAGCUGUUGCCGUACAAGGACAUGGUCAAGGCCACAGAAGUUUCGAUCCGAUGGCAUCAAAUCGUGGACGAACUUUUGGGAAGAAAGUUAUUCGUUGGAAGGGCGUGUCAGUUUACACCGGAUGAUGAGGAACGUUAUCGCCAUAAUUAUGUACCAAUCACAAAUAUGGGGAAAUUGGGAGUCAACACUUGUUAUGUUGGCGAAGUCGUGGAUAACACGAAAUCCAUGAGCAGUUUGGUGUACUACUGGACUAAAUUAAAGUAAUCUCAAAGAAAUAUUUGUGUAAAACUAUGCUUUAAAUUGAUAAGUUUCUAAUGAGGGUUAUGAAAUAGGGACACGCUGUUUGGUCCUACGCUUCCAAAAUUUAAGUAUCCGCACUUGCUGAAGCACAUAUUCUUUGAUGGACCGCUCCUUUCUCGAUACUUUGACAGUAUUGUUCGCCCCCUGCAAA
Molecule: messenger RNA, 657 nt
Organism: Folsomia candida
Lineage: Eukaryota; Metazoa; Arthropoda; Collembola; Entomobryomorpha; Isotomidae
Exons: 2
Coding region: 117-470 (117 amino acids)
Molecular function (GO): protein binding
Source: RefSeq, a predicted model, not a curated record